Nematostella vectensis (starlet sea anemone) is the source of this 1602-nucleotide messenger RNA. RefSeq lists its product as uncharacterized. Gene Ontology annotation, molecular function: carbohydrate binding. NCBI's taxonomy places the organism in Eukaryota, Metazoa, Cnidaria, Anthozoa, Actiniaria, Edwardsiidae. The record is from RefSeq and is a predicted model, not a curated record. Bases 203 to 892 code for a protein of 229 amino acids. The transcript has 4 exons.
AGACUGAAACAGUGUUUUUUUUAUCCCUUUAACUUGCUGAAAAAGUAGUCUCUCUUGCGUCAACAUAAUAAAGAGUGUGUUUUCUAUGUGCAACUAUGUGUGUUUGCUGUGUGUAAUUAAUAAUAGAUGAGUAUUUCAAACGAAUUCGUUUCAUAAAAAGUGUUGGGGCUUGAUCAACAUAUGUUUCGAGGAGCACGGAAGUAUGGCGUACUCUUUGACGAUACUGAUGCUUUCUCUGCUUUAUUUGUUCUGUGAAAGCGAAGGAUGCAAAACGAUCAUCUGGUUACCGCGCAUAAACAGCAGCGCGUUGAUGAAUCACGUGUUGCAUAACUUUACGAACAAGAGCCUGGACGCCUGUGAAGCUGCGUGUUAUAUGAGUGACAGCUGUCGAUCAUAUAACUUUAACCAGAAAUUGGAGCUUUGUCAGCUCAGCAACUCAGACCACAUGGAACAUCCUGGAGACAUGGGACCGAGGGAAGACUUCAUCUAUCAUGGAACAAAGAAUACGUGCGCCCUUAGACCAUGUCGUGCGAAUCAAAUCUGUCGAGCUGACAACGUUUGUGUCUGUCCUGCUGACCAGCCAAAAUGCGGAUUAAAGACAGAGGUCAUUUGUGAGGAAGGUCUUGCGCAGUUGUCGUGCCCGGCGGGUUCUGUCAUAUACAUUGAGUGGGCGCACUACGGUAGAUCAUCAAUAGGGCACCCAUGCCCGCAUUCAGCUGACAAUCAGCUCUGCAUAAAGAGAGAAAAUAUCCCUAUGACACUUGAAAAAGUCCGUCAAUUCUGCCAGGGAAAGAUCUCAUGCAGUUUUAAAGUUAUUUCAACGGCAGUGCUUGGCUUUGACCCUUGUCCUGGUAUUUACAAGUACCUUGAGCUACGCUAUUUUUGCAUGUAGACCAGCCUUUGCUCACGUGUCUUUAUUAUUCAAACUAACCGAGCGCAUACAAGUAGUAGAGAAUGGUUUGUUUAUUAAGAGAUCUUAUGAAUUAGUUCCGUUUUUAAAUCUACUAAAUCAAGCUGUAGUAACCUGCUGCACUACACUAACCUGAACCGAAGGGCAUACCUCGCGUAGGUUAAAGUAAUGUUUUUACAAAGACAAAUGUGUGAAAGGCUCAUAAUUUAUCAGGAAUAUCGUGGACAAGCUCACGCAACUAUUUUCAUUCGAAUGUGGUUAGGCUUCUGGUCCUAGGUUUCGAAAAUACGACGAUAAACAUUUAUUUUCAAUGACCAAUUUUAUAUUUUGUCAAUCGUAUAUGGCUGUUUCGUUGAUGGUCUGGAUUUUAAAAAGAGAUACUUCCCCUCAAUAUCGCGUACAUUUUCGUGACUGCAUUAUAAGUUCGAUGUUACUGCCAGUAUCUACUAUCUCAUUGUAUUAAGAUUUAUAUUGUGUUACAAAGGUAAACAGCAGUAAUAAACGAGAUAAAACUUAACACUAAGGCCAAAAAUGCACACCUAGCCCACAGUAUAUCCAUCCAUGCGAGCGGAAUUCACCGGACUUUAUUCGUGCUCAACAUUUAGACGAAGUUGUUUUUUGUAUAUUUUUACGUUUAAUUGCGUUUUUACACCAUUAUUAUAUCAAAAAUGAUAACUUGUUAGAAUUACGAA